CGCUUGCGGGCUGCCACAGAUCUACACGACACCGCUCUUGCAUCUCCUCGGUCCAUCUGCACUGAUCUCCGUCCUGCAGCGUCCCAUCCACAGUCCACAUUCCUUCACACGGAGCCUGCCAGAGGGGGGGCGUGCUCGUCCAAAGUCGCUCGUUUCACACCAGCAGGAACACUGUUCACCGACAGAGACUCACCAUGGCUCCGGCACUGCACUGCAAACCCUUUACGUUGUGUCUUAUUUAUUUGUCGCUGCUGUUCGCCGGCGUGUUUUGCGUAGACGAUGCAGAAGAAGAUGAGCACGCCGAGCACACGUACACUGUGGAGAUGUUCAACGAGGCGGUGCCCACUGCACCCCACUUUGUCAUGUUUUACGCCCCAUGGUGCGGCCAUUGUCAGAGAUUACAGCCAACAUGGAAUGAAUUGGCAGACAAAUACAACAGCAUGGAUGAGCCCCCUGUCUACGUGGUAAAAGUAGACUGCGUCCAGGACACCAAGUUCUGCUCCAAUAUCCACAGUGUUAGAGGAUACCCCACGCUGAAGUUGUUUAAGCCAAACCAGGAAGCAGUUAAAUACCAGGGCGCCAGAUCUCUGGAGGCUCUGGAGACCUGGAUGCUGAAGACACUUCAGGAGGAGCCUUCGGAACCAGAGACCGAACUAGAGCCCCCGAAAGCCCCAGAACCCAAGCAGGGCAUGCAUGAACUCACUGCCCUCAACUUUAAGACCCACAUAGCUAAAGGCGCCCACUUUGUGAAAUUCUUUGCACCCUGGUGUGGCCACUGCAAAGCCAUGGCUCCUACCUGGGAACAGCUGGCCACCACCUUUGAACACUCUGACACCGUAAAGAUAGGAAAGGUGGACUGUACACAGCACUAUGAGGUGUGCUCUGAGAAUGGUGUGAGAGGAUAUCCCACACUGCUCUUCUUCUACAAUGGACAGAAGACAGAACAGUACAAAGGAAAAAGAGACCUGGACUCUUUCAAAGACUUUGUGGACAGUCAGCUGAAGACUGCACUCACUAAAGAGCAAGGUCAGGAACCAAAUGAAGAACAAAAAGCAAAUGAGAUCCCCACUGAUGAGCCAGCCAAAGAGGAAGAAAAGUCCAGCGUGUUGAUCCUGACUGAGACCAACUUUGAUGAGGCAGUAGCCAAGGGCAUCACCUUCAUCAAAUUCUACGCUCCCUGGUGUGGUCACUGUAAGAAUCUCGCUCCAACAUGGGAUGAUCUUUCCAAGAAGGAGUUUCCUGGCCUCACUGAUGUUAAGAUUGCCAAAGUGGACUGCACUGUUGAGCGCUCACUCUGCAACAAAUACUCUGUACGAGGUUACCCCACCUUGAUCAUCUUCAAAGCAGGUGAGCAGGGCGAUGAGCACCACGGUGGGCGGGACAUGGAGAGUCUGCACAACUUUGUGAUGAGGCAGGCGAGAGACGAGCUGUAGAAGCAGGGAAGUCGGCGCUCUACUCCACCACUCCACUCACCCACACUGCAUAUCUGGCCAGUAGGACACCAUUCUCUCUCCUACAGUGGCCAAACCUCUUUAUAUCUUUCUCUCCACUCGGGUGCUGUUUAAGCAGGGUGCAGUCAAUCCAGUAUUCAAAGACAGAAUAACUCAUUAGUGUUUGGAAUGUGAAUGUAUUUCUCAUUGCUGUUGCCCAACCUUAAGUCCUCUGAUCGUAUGGUGUUGGUUGGGUCUGCGAAUGAAUAUGUCUGACAACCACAAGCACUGCUCAACCUAUCAGAACCAGAACUCCUCGCACAAUUACCAAACUACGCUGUGGCACUAAACUUUCUCCCCGUUUAACAAAAAUCUACUGUUUCUGAGUUUUUUUCGAUGCAAAUUUUAAACGUGAGAUCUGUUGUUAAAUCGUAAGCCAUUAAUGUUACUGUACUGUCACUCAAACGGCUGUAAAGGUUGUGGAACCCCAGUGUGAAGUUGAGUGUUAAGUUGAAGGUACUUUAUUAUCCCCGCCAGCGAUGGCUCAUCAGACUUAACUCUCAGGGAAACACCCAUUCAGACUAGAAGACGUGGUGAUGGAGGCCCCAUUGUUAUCACAGGAGCCUAAUCAUGACAUUAUUCUCUUAACAAUCAUGACCAGAUUCUGCUUGUUUAAAAGUAAAGAGUUCUGAUAGGAAUUAUGACUCCUGUGAUCUCAAUCAGAUGUCCUUCUCUUCCUCCUCUAGCAUUCAGAGUCUCAGGCCUGGACCAUGUUGCCCCAUUUCUCUAUUACUGAACUGCUUCUGUUUAAUUUUUCCUUUGUUUAGAGAACUCAACCAAAUGCAGUUUGCUCAGGUUGGAUGGCUAUAGCUUGGUAUGGAGGGCUCCAGACUAACUUUAUUCACUCACUACUAAAAGUUGUAGGAGUGCCAACACAAAUAUUACUUACCUAGAUAUCUCCCAUGGAGCAUAAUGACUGUCUCUUGCCGCCAUGCAUGUUGCUCUUGGAUGGAUUUAAUCUUGUUCCUUCAGUGAAUGCAUCUCUGCCUCCUAAAUUUCCACCCAAAAUGCUCCAAAGUUUUAUUUAUAAUUGCUAACACAGGCUCCAAAAUUCUCAAGAUGAUAUAAAGAUGUGGAGAAAACCAAUAACCUUGUUGUUUUGAGGAACAAUAAACCAGUAUUUGGAUGGUUGGGUCAGUCUUCAGGAGUAAAAUACCAUCAAUUUACCACCACAUGAUGAUGAAUCUAUGAUUGUUGUGGGUCAGAUUUUUAUGAUCCCACUAAAUAUAUCUGGAUGAUUUACUGUCUGAUAGCAGAAAGCUGUGUUUUGUCAGGUUAAUUUGAAUAUGACUGAAUAAUGGAUGCUGGAGUGAUCAAAGUCCAGCUACACCAGGUGCCGACUCACUUUGACUAAUCAGUAAAAUGAUUCAGAAUGAGAAGCUUUGUUUGCUAAAACUGAUGCAACAUUUAGGUCAUCUGGUUUUAAUUAGGUAUUUUGACUGUACACACUAAUUGGAUAAAUUUAACUGAAACCACAAGUCCACCCUGGACAUGACAUUGUGUUUUUUGUGUUUUGGAGAUUCAAAGGUCCACGUAUCAGUCAUUAACCUUAGUGGAAUAGCAUUUGCAGUUUUGUCAAUUAAAGUUCAGUUAUUUUUUUUUUCAACCACGGUGUAGUAAACUGCACCCUAAUGCUCUUUGACCCAGGUUAUGUGAAACAUAUGUUCCGCAUGAUGCAGGGCACCAUUUAUCGUCUAACACAGGUACACAAACAGAGACACAGCAGUUUUUUUUUUGUCAGUAAAAGUUUUUAUGGAUAGCACAUGGUCGAAAGAACUCCAGUGACGGAAGUAUUUUAUUUCCUUUUCAUGGGUCGUGGAUUGUGCACCACCCAUAGAUUUUGUACAAAAAGAGUGAAUAAUGGCAAGUUGUAACAUGAGAUUUCGUAAUAAAUUUUUUUCAAAAAUAA
Amphiprion ocellaris (clown anemonefish) is the source of this 3399-nucleotide messenger RNA. It is a transcript of the gene txndc5, whose product is annotated as thioredoxin domain containing 5. Gene Ontology annotation, cellular component: endoplasmic reticulum. The record is from RefSeq and is a predicted model, not a curated record. Bases 195 to 1433 code for a protein of 412 amino acids. Gene Ontology annotation, molecular function: protein disulfide isomerase activity. NCBI's taxonomy places the organism in Eukaryota, Metazoa, Chordata, Actinopteri, Pomacentridae. Gene Ontology annotation, biological process: protein folding. The transcript has 10 exons.